AUGCCACCCAAGAGGAAACUACCCUCUACCAUUACAGAGCUUGCUGCCGCAACCGCCGUAGACUCUACAACUUUACCUCAAACGCCUAGCAAACGGCAGAAAACGGUAUCUAUGAGAAAGCGAGCAAUGCCUCCAGGAAGGCAAAAUACUCCAAAACUCAAGACUACUUCCAAAUGGUCUCCAACCUCUGUUUCUAGUCUUCCUCCCUCUCAUUCCAUUCCUGGUCUUUCCUCUUACGACUUUCCCAACGAAAACUGCUUAAUGUGGUUUCGUUCCGACCUCAGAUUACAAGACAAUCCUGCUUUAUCAACAGCAAGUAGAAUUGCCCACGCUAAUAGUAAAUUCCUAUUUGCACUAUACAUCAUAUCUCCGCAAGAUUGGCAAUUACACGAUACAGCGGCCAUUAAAGUUAAUUUUAUUAUGAGAAGUCUAAAGGUAUUAAAAGAAAAACUGGCUGCACUAAACAUACCAUUGAUUGUAGAGACAGUAGAGGAGAAAAAGAACAUUGCGAGAGCGUUGACGGACAUUUGUCAGAGAAUUAAUGUCAGUCACGUGUUUUCCAAUAUUGAAUACGAAGUUGAUGAACAGAAGCGCGAUAAAGAAUGCCAGAAUGAAUGCGAGACACAUAAAAUCAAGAUUGAAUUCUUUCAUGAUCAAUGCGUAGCUAUUCCAGGUUCAAUUGUAUCCAAGGAAAACAAACCUUAUACCGUGUACACUCCGUUUAAAAAAAACUGGCUGUCUACCGUAGAAUCGACAGAGGCGUUUUUACAACUCUCUCCACCCCCAACCACACCUUUUCCGUCUUGUAUCCGAUCCACCCAACCUUCUCUCUUCUCUCUUCCUAUACCUUCUUCUCCGGGAAUUUAUGAAUACCCACUCGCUCUUCUCUCCAUUUCAUGUGAACUCUAUCCAGCAGGAGAAGACGAAGCUCAUAAGCGUUUGAAUGCGUUCAUCGAGAAAAAGAUUAAUUCAUAUCACGAUGACCGUGAUAUUCCUUGCAUAGAUGGAUCAAGUGGUCUAUCUCCGUAUUUAGCUUCAGGGGUGAUUUCCUGUCGUCAGUGUGUGAAUGCUGCUCGUAGGGCAAAUGGCAACAAACUACAAAUAGGGAAAAAAGGUAUUGUUUCAUGGAUUGCAGAGUUGGUGUGGCGAGAUUUUUAUCGCCAUGUGUUGGUGGCCUUUCCCAGAGUUUGCAUGAAUAGAGCGUACAAGAUACAAUAUGAAAACGUGAAAUGGAAUGAGAAUGAGGAGAUGUUUCAAAGAUGGUGUGAAGGCAAGACUGGAUAUCCCAUUGUUGAUGCUGGUAUGAGACAGCUUAAUGGAAGCGGGUGGAUGCAUAAUAGGGUUAGGAUGAUUGCUGCUAUGUUUUUGGUUAAAGACUUGCUGAUUAAUUGGCAAAAAGGAGAAAAGUAUUUUAUGCAACAUUUAAUUGAUGGUGACUUUGCAAAUAAUAAUGGAGGCUGGCAAUGGUGCGCGUCUAGCGGAACAGACGCUCAGCCAUAUUUUAGGAUAUUUAAUCCUCUUCUUCAAUCUCAGAAGUUUGACCGAGAUGGAAUAUAUAUCCAGAAAUGGGUCCCUGAACUGAGGAGUCUGUCAUCGAAACUCAUCCACGAUCCGUAUGGAUCAUUGAGUCCAAAGGAAUUUCAGCAGUUAGGAUAUCCUGCACCGAUUGUCGAUCAUAAAGUUGCAAGACAGUUAUGUUUGGAGAGAUUUAAGGAAGCACUUGGGAAAUAA
Molecule: messenger RNA, 1731 nt
Organism: Paraglomus brasilianum
Lineage: Eukaryota; Fungi; Glomeromycota; Glomeromycetes; Paraglomerales; Paraglomeraceae
Source: the annotation of a GenBank genome assembly